This is a messenger RNA of Monodelphis domestica (gray short-tailed opossum), 6736 nucleotides long. RefSeq names its product coiled-coil domain containing 127 (gene CCDC127). Lineage: Eukaryota; Metazoa; Chordata; Mammalia; Didelphimorphia; Didelphidae. The record is from RefSeq and is a predicted model, not a curated record.
GGUCUAGGUUUUGAAGAAAAGAUGCUGAAAAACAUUCUAGGCAAAAAGACACCCAGCUAAUGCUUGGGGAAGAGUAUUGGAGAGAGGUCCAAUUUGUUGAGACUUUAGCAUGUGUGAGAGUAAUGGAAGAUUAGGGACCAUUGACCCAGAAGUAGUAGAGUCAGAAUGAACUUAGGGCUUCUAAUGCCAAACCUAUUGCUUUUCCACUGUACUUUGUAUCAUCCUAUGCCAUGGUCUGUAGCCAUAUAUUAUCAUUAGGAGAAUAGUUCUUUUUAACAGAUAGGUUUUUGUAGAAGAUGUCAGUCAUUCAACAAGAAUUUUAUCAAGCACUGUCAUGCACUGGGCUGACUAUAGAAAAUGCAAAAAAAAGGCAAGAGUUUAGCCCUGGCCUUGAUGUGUGAAGGGUGAAUUAGAAUCAAGGAGUCAGUUUAAGAGAUUUUCAUUAGUAUAGGAAAAAGGUCAUGAGGGCUGUAGGAGCAGAGAGAAGAGAUUGUAUAUAAAAUUAGUUGUAGAUAUAGAAUCAAAAAGAUUUAGCUGAAUAGGAUCUGAAUAGGAAAGAUAUCUCCAAGUUUGAAAACUUGACUGAUGGCAGGAUAUUGCCCUCAACAGAAAUAGGUAAAUUAGGAAGAGGGUUUUAGGGAGAAGAGAAUGAGUUUUCUUUUAGAAAUUUUGAGUUCGAGGUGUCUAUGGGACAUUGUGGUGGAGUAGAUGAGAAUUGAACUGAGUCUUGAAGAAAUCCAGAGACACUGAGAGGCAGUAAUGAAGAGGAAAAAUAUUGCAGCCCCAGGGAACCACCAGUGAAAAGGCACAAAAACAGGAAAUGAAGUGCAGUGUGUGCUGAACACCAAGCAGCCAAUGCAGUUGGAUCAAAAGUGGAAAAAGAUUGGAAAGAGCUUUAAAUGCUGGAGAAGACUUUAUAUUUGCUCUUGGAAGUAAUUGGAAAUCACAAGUUGGACUUCGAGAACAUUGAACAUUGCCUUAGCAACCAAAUACAAGAUGGAUUGGAAAGGAGAGAGAUUUGAGACCAAAAGACCAACUAGAAAGUUAUUUCAGUAGUCCACAGGAAAGGUUGUAGGCUUGAGUGCCUGGGAAAAUGAAGGUAUAUCUCCAUGAAUAACUUAAAUGACCCUCCACAUUGGAAUAUCCGGCCUAAUUCGAGGGCAGAGGGUGGUGAUGGAAGCAGAUGGAAUUAUGCUCUUCUGGUUCCCAUGCUGGGAUUAGCUGCUUUUCGUUGGAUUUGGUCUAGAGAGUCUCAGAAAGAAAUAGAAAAGGAAAGACAAGCAUAUUACCAGAAAACAGUUGCUUUCCAGCAGGAUCUUGAAGCUAAAUACCAUGAUAUUAUCUCAGAAAACCGUCGUGCAGUGGCUCAUUUGUCUUUGGAGCUUGAAAAGGAACAUAAUAGAACAACUAGCUAUCGUGAAGCCCUCAUUUCUCAGAGUCGAAAAUUAGUAGAAGAAAGGAAACUUCUGGAACAAGAACGGGCACAGGUAAUGCAAGAAAAGCAGCAGCUACAACCCUUGAAAAGUGUAUAUCAAUACUACUUAGACAAGGAAGAAAAUUGGCAUAAAAAGGCUACCCAUUUGCUGAGAGAAUUUGAAGAAGCACUUAUAGAACGACAGAAUAUCUACUGUAGUCUGGUUCUUCCUCGAACCCGGCGCCUGGAAAUUGAGAAAAGGUUGUUGGUUCAAGCAUCCAUCGAUCCAGUUGCUUCUGACCUAGAGAUGGUAUCUGGUUUAACAGAUAUAUUUAAGCAUGACACAUAUUGUGGAGAUAUGUGGAAUUCCAACAAACGCCAAAAUGGAAGACUCAUGUGGCUCUAUCUCAAAUACUGGGAAUUAAUUGUUGAAUUGAAAAAGUUUCAGAAAGUGGAGAAAUCCAUAUUAGAAAAUUAAGAAAAGCAUGGAAAAUAAUAAAAAAAAAAAAACUUCUUUUUAGUAGAAUAAUACAGACUGGCAUUCUGGAGUUCUGGUUUUCCCAAAAUCUUUUCUUUUUUUUUUUUUACUUUAAGUAAUUAGCUACUUGGAUUAGAGAUUCUUGGUAAGUAGAAAUAGAUGAUUGAUUAGAAAGAUGAUUUUUGACAGAGCUGAGCUUUAAUUCAGAAGAAAGAAUCCUGAAGAGGAUGAUGGGAAAAGAAAUUUCCCAGAGGCUCUUGGGAAGGACAGUUGGUUAAUGGUUCACUUGAAUUUUCCUUGUUGAGGAAAGGUGUCUAAGGAGGUGGCUCUAAGCGUUUGGGAAGAGAUUAAUGAUAUCUAGUUUGGAAAAUCUCUAAAACUCCUGAUCUAAACAGAAAAGUAGCUAUGUAGUUCUCUGGAAUUUCCACCAAGGGGCACUAAAGAGCAACUUGGAGGAAGACAGUCUUGUGUAAUAGCUAUCAGAUAAAAUCUUUGGCUGGAGGGAGAGCAGAUUCUGGAUUUCUAAAUUAUAUUUAAGAAGAUAAUUAAAUAGAUUACUUUAGUGAGAUAGUUAUUACAUAUUUUAGAUAGAUUAAGGAGUUCAGUGUAGGCCUGGUUUCAGGCAGAAGACACUCCUUGCAGAGUUUUAGUUGGGGUUUUUUGGUUCAGUUAGAAAUUUUAGAUUAGGGAAUAUCUCCAGGAAAUUUCUUCAACUACUGGUCCAACCAAAUUCUCAACUUCCAAGUCCAGCCAUACUCCAGCUGUCAUCAACUGAAUAUCUUUAAACCUGAUAACUAUUGAUACAAUAACUAAUCAAUACCAGGGUUCAUAUUCCCCAUAACAGGUGGUGAGCCAAAAGUACAAAAGAACCUAAAAAUACAGACAAGAAUUUAAAAAGACUCUACAGAGAGUUUUCCCCUCAGCUUUCACCACAAGGGGAACUGCAGAGCAAUCUUUCUGCCAUCAGACAAGAAGCUUGGUCAGUUAGACAAAGGGACAGAAUUUUAGGGACAGAUUACAACUGAAUAUGUGGUUCAGCAUCAGCAACAUGAAUAUGAGGAAUAUAACCCAAAUUUUUACCAGGAAGAUACCAGGGUAUGUAAAGGAAAUUUACUGUGCCUUAGCCUACUAGGUAUUUUACAAUGGAUCCCACUAGGUGGUUGUGGCAUAUUAGGAGGGUUUAUGAUUAGGAUGUGUGUUUAUUACAUCCUAAAUAUAAUUACAAUACUAAAGACAAAACUACUAAGGGAUAAAAAGGGGAUAUGAAAAUAGAUUACCUGGAAAUUUGUAAUGAGAUAUAGACAAUACAGAAGGGCACUAAACUAGAACAGGAGACCAUAGAAUUAAAUGAUGAUGUGGGAAGUUACUUUCCCUUAUGCCAGGUUCCAGUACUCACCCAAGAAAAUCAACUUAUUAAUGUCAAGCACCAGAAAAGGGUUUACCCAAGCCGAUAUUGAAAGUUUUCGGAAGAAUAUCCCCUCAUUUGAAGAGAAACCAGUAGCUGUGAUUAAGAAAUUUGAAAAGAUCAUCACACAAGUGUUCAGGCAGAAUGGGAGAUACUUCCCCAAUAACAUUAGGUAUAACAGAAACAACUUCAGGGGAAACAGGCAAUGUAUACAAUGGAUUUAGAUACGGUUCAUACCAAGACAGAUGGAAUGCUUUUCCAAAAGCAUUUAGUUAUGACUACCAAGAUAUUACCAAGGAAAUAACCAGGUUGAAGAAAUGCAGACAUUUCAAGAAUGGGGCCUCUCCAAAGGGUUGUUGGUGGCAACACCCUAAAGCAAGAUUCUCAAAGGGGUACACAUGUAAGUCAGUUAUGAAGGUUUUCUAGGGGAGGUAGAGCUGAAAAUACUGAAAAAUGGUACAAUAGAAAAAAGUAAUGAUUUAGGGAGUAAAGGACAGGAAGAUAGAAUAUAGGUUUCCUGAUCCUGAGGUUAUGACUCCCAUUAUCCCAGUCCACUCACCACCUAGAAGCACUGAACCCCAUGUUACCCAAAAAGUGGGAAAUAGUAUGAUUGACAGUCUCUAAAUCUGUUUUAAAGAACUUACCUGAUGCACAAUGUGGUACUGUGGGAUCAGUGAAAGUUAAUAGGGAUUUUAGGGACACCCCUCAAAGUGAAGAAGCUACCACCCAGGAUAGUUUCCCUGGGCCUCUUGAGUGGAGCAUUCAUUUUUGUUAAUGCCCAACUCCCCUGCAAAUCUUAAAAAGAUGGAAAAUGGGAAAACUCAUAUUGACUAUGAGUGGAGUAAUUCCAGACUGUCAUUCUGGGGUCCUGGUUUUCCCCAAAUCUUUUUUUUUUUCCAUUGCUGCUGUUACCAUAUAUACUGCCAUUAAAAAAGAAUGUCCAGCUCUAGAUUAGCUGGCAUGCUUCAAAGGCUCUCAACUUUUUAAAAUUGUAUCAGUGUACCUUUCCCUACCCUAAGAGGUAGUCAACAGAGGUAACAUCUUUAUUGUACUUGGCUUGCUGUUAAAGAUUCUCUGAAGCUUCUUCAAGGCAGUUGAUAUUUUAAAUGACACAAUUACUUUGUCCUACCACCAGAUUAAGCUUUGGGAAAGAAUUAUAAAUGGUUAGUGCAAAAGUGAAGUCUUGCCUUAGCUUUUACUAUAAGUAACUAGUCUGUUUUUAGCAUUCCCUUAAAAAUUAGUUUCCCUUGAACCAUAAUCUCAUAUAGCGUAUUUUUCCCUGAAAAUGGAAUUGAAAAAUUGUCAGAUUAUGUACAGAAUGGUACUGUGGUUGAUAAUGGAAAGUAGUGCUACUUGUCGUAAUAACACAACUAUAUCGUGUUACUUGAACUCAGUGUUUCCUGUAUCCAAAUUUAUGCACUAUUAAAUGAGAUUUGGCUUGUUUGUAUUAUGCAGAUUUUAGUUAUGUCAUUAAUGAUAUGUUAACAUGAAUUAGUAGCAUGAAUGAUCAAAAAGUAGUCUGUUAAGAAUAUUAAAUAUCCAUAAAUGUAGAGCACUUUACAAUUUAAGAGGCAUUCUUCUCAUUUAUGUGUAAAAUCCCUGCAAUAACUCCAUGAAGUCAUUAUUAUAUAUAUAUAUAUAUAUAUAUAUAAGGAAACAGACCCUGAAAGCCUGUUGAAUUUCAGAGAAUGGCUAGUAAAUGGCAAACUAGAGACCUAUUUAGAACUCUUUCACUCUAGCACAUUUCCUAUCCAAUAUGAAGCUUUAUUUAAAUUCAUAUUUAGGGUAACAUUUCCCUGAAGAGCAAGAGGACUAUCAACAAAAUGACUUGGUUUGACUUGAUAUUCUUUCUUGGUGGUUUUUUUUUUCUUAAGCAUCAAAAUAAAAUUGAACCAUUAUCAGUUUCUUCUGAUAACAUUAGAAGAGCAUACAUCAAUGUGAGCACACGUGGAAAGAAAUAUCAAUAUGAAAAUUUUGUACUAUGCACAUUUCUAGUAUAGUAUAUAGAAUGUUGGGUAACAUCUAAGUCAGAUUUGCUUUAGAAAAUAAUAGCUUUUCAAAUCCCUUAGUGCUUUUUAUUUCCCUGGGUGCUUAUUAUCUCACUUGUCUAUGUUAGAUCACUUUACUAUUCUAUAUACUAUCACUAUACUAUAAGGUCAAGUAUGAGCAUGCUAUCUUUAUGGCUCAAGAAGUUUGACUUUCUUUGUUCCCUAAAAUUUUGUAUCAUUCUCUAGUUAGUAGUUCUAAUGAUUGGCCAUUUAGCCUUAAGCCAAUUAGAUCCCAGAAUCUUUGAGUUGGAAAAUACCCUAGAAUCUAGUUCAUCUUACCAGUUUGUUCUCACUCUUUGUCUCUUUAGUAAAAGAAACAGUCAUAUUUCAGUUUUUUACAUCAUUAAGAUGAUUCAGAGUGACUAAUUUUUCACUCUUUUCCUUCAAUUACUCCCUUCUCAAUCUAGCUGAUGUAUGUUCAUGAAAUAUAAACUAAUUUAGACAUGAUCUCAUGUAAAAACAAAUUAAGAAAAAGCUAAUUAGGAAUUAGUAAGAUUGAUUCUUCUACAAAAAUACAGUACAGUAGUGUCUUCCAGAGUUGGGUAGAGGUAACUUGGAUUUUCCUUGUUCCCACAACCCUCUAUUAGCAUGAAUAAUUGAGAAUUGUCAUUAUUUUGCUGAUUCUUCCUCAAAAGAAUUUCUAUAAUGAAAUGUCUAUAAUAAAAGUGAAAAGUAUAAGAUAUGAACACUCAGUGAAAACAAAAAUAAUGGUGGACCCAAUACUACUCUUGCAGUCUGCAAAACAAUGGCUAUAUAAAGGCUAUACAUUAAAAUUUAGUGAAUUUGAUGCUGAGAGUUGUGAUGAUGAUUAAUGAAGUAGGGAGUCUCUCUUUAGCAACUCCAGGGGGAAAUUGGAGUCAGGAGGAGCUCAGGAUUUUUGAGAUGGAAGUACUGCUGCCAUGUUAUACAUACACAGGGUGAUAAAUUAUCAAAGUGAACAGGGAAAAUAACCUUUAAUGGGGGUGGGAAAGAGGGAACUAGAUAUGGGGUAAAUUAUAUACAUACAGGGUGAUGAUUUAUUUCUUUGUGGUUCAGACUUUUCUAACUUUCCUAUUGUGACAAUACCAAUUUCAGAAGGUUUUUCUGAUGUAAAAUGGGUGAGUGCUUGUUAUUUGGAAAAAAAAUAAAACAAGUUGAUAAAUCUAGAGUUCUAGAAUUUUUCUUUACUAAAUAACAUUUUUACCCUUGAAUUGUUUUUUCUAAAUUUCUUAUCAUUUAGGAGUGGUAAAUACAGUGUUCCAGUGAAAAUUCCAUUGUAGUGAAAAACUGCAAAUAUACCCUGUGAUGUCACAUAGGGUAGAAGAAAAUAUGAUAUUUGUUAGUCCUAAAACAACUUGUAUUUUUCUAAUUAGAGAAGUGUGGCUAAUUAAAAUGUGUGUCAGUUAUCUUCA